AUGGUAUCCGUUUCACUACGUACUCCACGAUCAGCACGAUGCGUUGCUGAAGAACCCACUUCACCAAAUAAAUUGUCUGCCGCCAACCGCCAAUUCCCUUCAGAAACACUGGUUUUUCUCUUCUUUUUGUAUUAUUUUGGUGAAACAUUGAAGAAAAAAGAUAAUAAACGAUUAUUAAAGAUAAAAUUUAUCCUAAGUGAGAGUAUGUCUUCGAAGCUAAUUCAUGUCUUUGCAGUGUGUGCACAACACAUAAGAUUCCGGCGCCAAGCUUAUCCUCCAAAUCCUGCACCUUUUCAACCGCGCGUUGAGGACUACAACUUGCCGCCAUUCUAUCAGCCUCAUCCUGGUAGAGAUGCCUCUUCAUUGACGCCAAUUUUCCCAUUUACUAGUGAAUUCAACAAUGGUCUAGAUGUGAAUCCUGGCACAAGGGUUACGGUAGAUGGAAAUCUCAAUGUGCCCAUACUUGGAUGGGGGAUAUGGGAUUACAAAGGUGGGAUCAAAGUGGGACGAGCGAACACGCGAGUUGGCUUCGGCUCACUUCAGCGACCCACCAACGUUCUCGGCAUCAGUCCUGAUACACUUGCUACAUUGGCUAAAGAUGGAAACUUCAACCAAGCACGACAAUUCGUUCCAUCAAUACCCGUCUCGGUUCUACCCGGAAACUUUGUACCGUUGCGUUGCAAACCUCCAUUUUGUAAUCCAUUCGUACACAACACUGCAUUCGGCGUUGACGUUGAACCUGGAGAUGAUUAUCUUUUCGAUGGUGGUGUCGACUUCCCAAUCCCGCUCGCACCUUCGGGUGUGGGUGUACGAUUCCCACUUAGUGGUGCUGUUAACGUGGGUACCGAUCCAUUGUUGAUCACUUACGGACAUGGUAUGGGUCCAGUGGAACCACCAGGAUUUCGGUCAAAAAAAUCAACAGUUUACUGUCAAAAAUAUGGGAACGAUGAGCCACUGGUUGUACCAGUGCAAGGUCCGCUUGCACAAUUCCCGGCAUUAGUAACAGCCGACAACUUUCCACUGUUCCCCUUUACUGACCAGUACAACACCGGCAUUGAAAUCAAUCCAGCAAACAAAAUAUCUUUGGCUGGCGAUAUGAACAUACCCGUACCUGGUUGGGGGAACUUCGAUAUAGAUGGAAAUGUAUAUUUUGGGAAUGUGAACGUUGACACAAAAGUUGGAUAUCAGAUUCGACCAACGAACAGACUGAAUAUCAAGCCAGAAACGCUAGCUUUGCUUGGGCAAAAUCCCGAGUUUCGAGAGGCUCGCAGUGAGUUUUUUUUUUGACU
Strongylus vulgaris is the source of this 1289-nucleotide messenger RNA. The record is from the annotation of a GenBank genome assembly. Lineage: Eukaryota; Metazoa; Nematoda; Chromadorea; Rhabditida; Strongylidae.